AUGUCUCUGGAUUCUGAAUUGAGAUCUAUUCUCGGGGAAUCCAGUUUGGGAUUCAAACCUGUUCAUUAUGAUCUCGAUCUUGAUUUGAGCGAUCAUACCAAGAGGAAUUUUGUGGGUCAUGUAAAGAUUCAAUUUGCAAGACCAACUAAUGACGACCAAAAACCCUUGGGAAAGAAUAAUAGCGAAAACUUGGAACUUUUGUUGAAUAGUGAAGGGUUAGUGAUUGUUUCCGCGAUCUUGGUCUCUGAGAACCAAGAGAAGGCUACCGUGAAGUACGAUAGAGCAACACAAAGAAUUCAUUUGAUCUUCAACGACGUCAAGAUCUCUCAACUUGGUGAUACCAGUAAGAUAAAUGUGGAAAUCAAGUAUCUUGGGAAAAUCACCAAGAUAAACACUUACAAAGACCAAACUAAGGGCUUAUUCAUCACCAACUACCUCGGUCCAACUUCCUCUGAAGCCAAUAAGAUCAUUUUGGCUACCCAGUCUCAACCUUGUGACUCAAGAACCAUUUUCCCAUGUAUUGAUGAACUAUCCACCAAAGCCACCUUUGGAUUGACUUUGAGAUUAAACCCAAGAUUCAAUGCCAUUAGUAGCACUCCAGUGGAAUCUGAAGAAUUGAUCAAUGAUGAAACUGCUAGACAAAUCAAAUUCGAAAAAUCCUCACCGAUGGUGAUUUCUUUAUUUUCCUUUGUUUGUGGUGAUAUGGAGUAUAUCGAAAAAACUGUCGAACUUCCAAUUGAAACUGAUCAUGGGAAAUCUAUUUCCAAAGAAUUCCCAAUCAGAAUGUACACUUUGGUGGGCAGUUUAGCCAAAGCGUCAUAUACUCUUAAUUUGGCGGCAUUUUUCCUUCCGAUCGUUAUUUCCAAAUUGAAACAUUCUUCGUACCCGGGAAAGAAACUUGAUUUGGUAGCAUUACCAUUCUUAUCCAAUGGGGCGGUGGAAAAUUCUAAUUUGAUCGCCGUGCAACAAGAUAUUGUAUUGGUCAGUGCUGAUGAAGUUGCCGAAAUCAAAAGAACCGGGAAAUGCAGUAACAAAAUCAAGCAAUUGAACCAGAUUAUUCUCCAUGAGUUGGUGCAUCAAUGGUUCGGUAACCUUGUAUCAUUCGAUAAUUGGAAUGCUUAUUGGUUGAAUGAAUCAUUGGCUUCGUUCUUGGCUUAUUGUGUCUUGAACGAAGUGCAAUUCGACGCCGAUUUCUCUAGCCAAACCCCAAAGGAAAACAUCAAUACCGAUUACCAAACUAUUUGGUACGAGCAAAGUUCAUUGAUGGAGUCUACCUUUGCCACCGAUGCCGCAGAAAGUUCGGUUGCAGUGUCCACCAUUGCCGAUUCAGUGCAAAAUAUCAAUGUGGGGUCAAUUGAACAAACAUUCAAUCAAUUAUCGUAUGAAAAAGGGGUACAUUUAUUGAGAAUGUUCAUGAACGUCUUCAAUGAUGGUAAAUAUGACGAUAGUAGUGAGAAAUUCUUUGAAGUGCUUGGGAAAUUGGCGGAAAAAUACAAGUACAACAUUAUCAAAAUGGUCGACUUUUGGUUAUUUUUCAACGAAGAGUUUAAUGGUGAAGAUACUCACGAAAAGGACAAAUUUAAUUUGACGAAUUUCAUCAUGUCUUGGAUCAAAUUGCCGGGAUUGCCAAUGGUUGAUCUCUCGUUAACUGAAGAAGGGUUGAUUAAGAUCGAACAACAUAGAUUCCUUGAAGAUGAGGCCGAGUCCUCAACAGAAGAUUAUAUUUACCAUAUCCCAUUGUCAAUAGUAUUGAAGGACGGGGCUAAUAAAAAUAUGAUUUUCACAGAAAGAUCCAAGGUGUUUAGCAAAGAAGAGUUGUCGAUUGAUGACUUUGUCGCCAUCAAUUCUAACUGCUACUUCAAAGUUUUUUACCAAAACCUCAAAUUUUAUGAAACCGUCUCCAAAAGUAUCACCGCUUUACAAAGACGUCAUCUUGUGAGAUUUUUGAUGGACACCGAGAGUUUUAUUGGUACCGCUCAUCAAAAAUCAUUCCAAAUUGAAGGAUUAUUGAAAAUUGUUCAAAGUAUCGUGUCGGAAAAAAAACAGGCCAUUCCUUAUGAGGCACUCGAAGUGGUUCUUAGAAUUAUGCAGUUCUUAGGAUCUUCUAUCCAGUUAUUUAAAUCGGUAUCAGAAUAUCAAUCAUUCAAGACAAAAUUCAUGAACAAAUUUGUGUCUAAACUUUUCCAACAAUUAUCCCCAUGGCCAACUGAUUUUUCCAGUAUCAGGUAUACUAAGCCUGAAAUUACCUGUCGUAAUUUGUUGUUAUUGAUCGGGGUGGAAGUGAAGGAAGUCAACGAUUACUGUCAGUCUCUUUUCAGAAACUUGAACCACGGUCCAAAAGAUUCUGUUCCAAGAGAAUUGGUAUCUGCAGUGUUGAUCAAUUAUGCCUAUAACACCACCAACAUGAAAAACUUCAAGAAAGUGUUGCAAUUGUCUACAAGAUCGUGCGAAGUCAUGAUCCCAAACAUUUACAACUCCGAAUCGGAACUCGAAAUCCCUAUCAGUACUCCGGAAUUGCAAUCAGCAGCCAUUAGUAGUCUUGGAUUUGUUAGAGACACUACAUUAUUGCAAAAAGCUUUGAAUUACGUUGCCACCAACAUUGAUUCCAGAGGAAUUGAGCUCGGAUUGGUGGGGUUCAAUUACUAUGAUAAUAACAGAAACUAUAAAGGUGCUGCACCAAAUCAACACAAGAAGAUUGUGUUUGAUUGGUUCAAGUUGCAAUUUUACAACGGUUGGGGCCAUAGAUCGUUACGUGAAGGUUCAGAUUACUCCAGUCAACUUUAUCAAACAGUUCACAACAUUAUGGAAAUUAUUGUGAAGAAUUUCACCAGUGAUGAGGAUAAAGCGGUGAUUAGACAAUUCAUUAGGGAUAUUGAAAAGAAGGAUAAAUUGUACCAGAAGCAUCGCUUUGGGGAUUUAUUAAACGAAACUAUCGAAUCACAAUCUAGAGAAAAAGCUUGCGUGGAGAAACUCGACAUAGAAAGAUUGUUUGUUUUAUAG
Saccharomycopsis crataegensis is the source of this 3000-nucleotide messenger RNA. RefSeq names its product Tma108p (gene TMA108). The record is from RefSeq and is a predicted model, not a curated record. Gene Ontology annotation, biological process: proteolysis; peptide catabolic process. Gene Ontology annotation, cellular component: cytoplasm. The transcript has a single exon. Lineage: Eukaryota; Fungi; Ascomycota; Saccharomycetes; Ascoideales; Saccharomycopsidaceae. Gene Ontology annotation, molecular function: zinc ion binding; metalloaminopeptidase activity; peptide binding. The coding region runs from base 1 to 3000 and encodes 999 amino acids.